ACAAGAAGAAAAGAAAAUAUCCCAAUUCAGAUUAUUGCACUCUUUAAGAAAGCUUUGAAGUAAGCAGAAGUGAGAAAUGACGUCGCUGAUUCCAAGCAUUUUCGGUGGGCGUAGGAGCAACAACUCGGACCCCAUGUCAUUGUCUUUGUCAUUGGAUGUUUGGGAUCCAUUUGGUGGGGAGACCUCUGCUAUGGCCAACACUCGCAUCGACUGGAAAGAGACCCCAGAAGCCCACAUCUUCAAGGCCGAUCUUCCGGGGAUGAAGAAGGAGGAAGUGAAAGUAGAAGUGGAAGAAGGCAGAGUUCUGCAGAUCAGUGGAGAAAGGAGCAAAGAAAAGGAGGAGAAGAAUGAUAAAUGGCACAGAGUUGAACGAAGCAGUGGGAAGUUCAUGAGGAGAUUUAGGCUGCCGGAGAACGCUAAAGUUGAAGAGGUGAAGGCCAGCAUCGAAAAUGGAGUUCUCACUGUGAGGGUGCCUAAGACGAAAGGGAAGAAGCCUGAAAUCAGAUCCAUUGAAAUCUCAGGCUAAACAUUUGUUUCUGUUGGUCUUUGUUUGUGUGCAAGUGCUGCAAUGUGUGUGUGUGAGUCUUAAGGUUUGAAAUUGUUGGGUGUGUGUAUGAAAAUUGGUGUAAAAUGGAAUAUAAGUAAAUAAGAAAACAAUAAUAUCAGGAUACUAAUGUACAUA
Cucurbita pepo subsp. pepo (vegetable marrow) is the source of this 682-nucleotide messenger RNA. Its product is annotated as 17.8 kDa class I heat shock protein. The record is from RefSeq and is a predicted model, not a curated record. NCBI's taxonomy places the organism in Eukaryota, Viridiplantae, Streptophyta, Magnoliopsida, Cucurbitales, Cucurbitaceae.